AUGCUUCAAUCCAAUACUGGCUCUACGUCGUUCAAGCUUCAGCCUGCCCCUCGACCCAGAUGCAAGAAACGCGUUCGAGACGCGCCUGCGACUCUCACUGAGGAUGCAACGGGCUGCUCGGAAAUCCACACGUUUCGGUCCUGUUUCGAAGACGAUCAAGAUGACAAUGAGCAGAUGCUCACUCCCAAAGCGUCCGACUUGAAUGCUUCGCUUCUGCAACACGAGGUUGCUGGUACCAUUCGUUCUCCCUCGCGUCAUAGUCGAUCCUCCACCACGUCCAAUGCUUGCUCGUGGCGAACAACCAGUUCGGUCGCACGUCUUCUUUCGGCGAUAUCGCUCCCCAUCUCUCCUGUUGACAAACAUUCGGCGUCUUGCACCCGUUCGCCCUCAGCUACGGUGCACUUUGUGCUGAGCAACAAAUCUCCUACUCCAUCCUCACCCUUGUUCCCACGACGGACGCUGAUGCGAAGUGUAUCGUCUACUUGCGUUGGUGCUACGUUGUUAUCGCCAGCUUCGCCUCGGUCGCCCAGUGGAGCUCUGCGUAAACGCAUGGGUUGGAGAGGCAUGAGUGCCGCCAAGGUGCAGGAUGAGCUGGCGAUUUCCAUGUCGCCAGCAAGUCCGCUCACGCCGCGUCGGGCGGAGGCGCUGCAUACGCCGACGCAGGCGAGCAUUGACGCGGUGCUGGCACCGGGUGCGGACGACAAGUUGGACCAGGAAUUCUUGGAGCCAUUGAGUGCGACGUUGAAGGCGUUGGGAGCCAAGCGCAGGACGGAAAGGUUCGCGUCGUCAUGCGUGCUCGAUGUGGCUGCAUCACGCGGACCUGUACCGGUCGAGUUGGCACGCAAAUGUGCACCUGAAAGCGGCGCUGAUUCCAACACCGGUAUCACGGAGCCAUUCCAGCUUAUGACAGCGACAAGAAACAUCUUUCACCUACCCACUUGGGUGCGGUUCCAGACCAACCACCAUGCACGUUGUGACCUUGUGAGGGACAACCGUAGAGCCGUCACCGAAUACUCGAUACUCGACCGAAUCGCUCGCACAAGCACACCAGAAUGCGACCAACAAGUAGUUGCAGUGUUGCCCAAAACAAGUCAUCUCGGCGAUACACAACCUGCCAGUCCAAACGGACACCUACUUACCGGGUUCGAGCCGGAUACUGUCACGCCAGACACGCUCCCUUCAGCGCCGCUGGCAGUGCACAAUGCGAAGCACCGCGCAUCGCAGUAUAUCACUAGCGUUGUUCAAACACCCAGCAUGGCCAAGUUCCGCGAAAUGGAGGUACCAACGCACGAGCACACCAAGAGCAAGUCAGGCGCCACGAGCAACGGAGGAUUCGUCGGUGCAUUCCGCAGCGUUUUGCCGGCGUUGCGAACAGCGCGUCGGAAAAAGGCUUCAGCUGUGCAGGAGGAUAGAGACAGAAAUCGACGCGAUGGUUGGGGUGGCAUCGUGACGAGGUGCAGCUGGUUUCCCAGUCAGACAAUCAAAGGUCCUCUUGCGAGUCCGACAAAGUCGGAUGCGCACUUGAAGACAAUGCUUCUGCUGCCACGAGGCGAAAAGCGUUGGUCGACAGAAGAAGAGUGGGAGGAUCUUGUUGAAUCGUCUAGCUGUGCUUCGGCGACGGCGAGUGCGCGCGAAAGGUCGUUUUUGGAGCUUCACGACGAGCCUCGAUUUCGUGUUGGCAGGCGGCUACAAAGUUGGCUUGCUUUUCGUACGCACACGCCGCUUAGAGAUGAUCAGAUGCAAUCAUGGUAUACUGGACCACUCUCACUUUCGACCACAGCCUCAGCCUCAGCCUCUGCCUCAGCCUCUGCCACGCGCGCCGAGGUAGUCGCAAGUGAGCUCAUCACCAAGCGCAGCGGGAGCGUGGAAAAUCGUCCUCUAUCCACGCCCAAAAGCACAUCGACGCGUUCGAGAAUCGCUGUCGUCGUCAUCGUCGCCAUCUGCCUCUCAGCAGUGGUCGCAAAUCUCGUCGUUCUCAGCCGAGCUUCUAGUGCGCCAUCCAGCACCAUCAUUCACAACUCAACCUCAAGCUACGAUCCCCUAUUCGGCAAUCGUAACGGAAUCAUGCCGAAGCCUUCGAAUCUCGUACCCACACCCGCGCUCACCUCGACCGUCAUUACAGCUGCCAAAUUGUCCGAGCGUUAA
Messenger RNA from Mycosarcoma maydis (corn smut), 2145 nucleotides. RefSeq lists its product as uncharacterized. NCBI's taxonomy places the organism in Eukaryota, Fungi, Basidiomycota, Ustilaginomycetes, Ustilaginales. Bases 1 to 2145 code for a protein of 714 amino acids. The record is from RefSeq and is a predicted model, not a curated record. The transcript has a single exon.